CACUUGGAAGACGGGGGCAAGGAAUCCUGGGGCCGUCCAAGCAAAGGGUAGACGGUGCUAGAGUCGGGCACUGAGGCCAUCACCGAGAAGCCGACCUGGUGGGAUCAUCCCCAGUUAGCCAGACCGCGCGCUUGAAGCGGACGGCAAGUCUAGAAGAGCUUACGCUGGAGCCGGUCCAGAAGUAGGGCCAAUGUUCCCACGGCGCAUCGCGAGCAUUUCCUAGCCAGGUGCUCAGGUACGGGUUUCGAACAAUCAGAGGGAGGACAGGAGGAGUCAAUGUGGAAGCGCUGGCCGUCGCUGCGACGACCAGCAACGAGAAUAAACGCAUGAUGGGGCAGGCGUCCCGAGAACCAGCUCCGAGAACAGACGGAUACUUGGCGGGAGCGAGUCCUAGAAGAGGCUGCGAUCAAGGAAGGCAAUGGGAGUGUCAAAGUGAAGUAUGUGCAGUGAAGUUUGCGCCUCCUUGCGACACAGGCUGGGAACUUUGCAAAAGAGUGAGAAGGGCGGUAGCUUUUGACACAAAGAGGGAACAGGUGAAGUUGAAGAGCGAUCAGGAAGAAAACGACUCAGGUCAUAAACCACUUCUUCAUCCUCGGCUUUGUUUUACAAGUAGCUCCAAGCACCGGCUGACAGCUUAUGGCACACAGCCUACCACAAGAGGUACCUUGGCUUGGGUUACGUGUAGGAGCUCCAAGACGACACGGGAACAGUUGGAGAAAUCUGGGGUCGUAGCUGAAGGUGACGCCUGGGGGUCACAGGUAAAGCACCCGAUCAGCAGUGCGGUUGCAGGAGGACGGCCGGAUGUACGUCAGGAGAGCGGGUCAGGUGCUUGCAAGGCUGCAUCGUACGCAGGUUAUUCGGGUUCCAUCGUGAUCCGCCCAAGUUGGCGACGGCCAAUGAGAGCAGCGUUCGCGACUCGACCGGCUCCAAUCAAACGUCAAGUGCCGCGCCACGAGCCCCUGUUUUGCGGAGACGGCGGGGUUGCUUUGUGCGGGGUUGAGAGCUCCCAACUUUCAAGAAGGUGCAACCCCCUGUGCCCAUUCAACUACCUACCUACCAACUAAUACCUUCCUAACCACCACCUCAGUGAAGGUAGGGAAGUCAUUGUGGUCAGGUCGCGUAGCACCUUCUUUUCCAACUCCGUCACCUGGUGUUUGUCAACCUUCUGGAAGCACAAGUCAAGGUAACUUCCGACACCCCAUCUUAUGUUUGCACGAUUUCCAGGGUUUGGUGAAGUUUGGAUGGAAGGUGUGGCAAAGUUGAUGAGAUUGAACGACAGUCUUCUCUACCAUGUAUAUUCACUACUUACUAACCACGGGAAUGGCAACUAGAAAGUACCUCAAUAUACGAUUGAUCUCCUCG
Molecule: messenger RNA, 1362 nt
Organism: Colletotrichum godetiae
Lineage: Eukaryota; Fungi; Ascomycota; Sordariomycetes; Glomerellales; Glomerellaceae
Exons: 1
Coding region: 327-1064 (245 amino acids)
Source: RefSeq, a predicted model, not a curated record